AUGUCGUACGCGUCUCGUACAAGCCCUAAUUCGCAACAUAGCGCUUCAUCCAAUAUCCCCGUGCGGAGGCUGUGCGGCUGUUUGGAUGAGGCCGAUGUUUUCACCUCUGGCACUGACGACAAUCCAUGUCGGAGGUUUUACAGGUGUCCAAAUAGAAAGGUAAAAGAUUGUGGUUUGUUUGAUCGGCUUGAUCCCGCAUUGCCUGAGUUCCAAAGGACAUGCUUCAUCAGAUUGAAGGCUGAAAAAAAGGCUUUAGAAGAAAAGUUACCGGCCAUGGAAAAACAGCACAAUGAUAGGUCGGGUGUGAAAGAAGUAAGCUUGUCUUCACUUGAGGAGCUUGAAAACAAAGUGGCAGGGCUUGAGGUUGAUGGUCACAAGAAUGCUGAAGUACUUAUGGUUCUUGAAAACAAAGUGGCAGGGCUUGAGGUUGAUGGUCACAAGAAUGCUGAAGCACUUAUGGUUCUUGAAAACAAAGUGACAGGGCUUGAGGUUGAUGGUCACAAGAAUGCUGAAGUACUUUUGGUUCUUGAGAAGACCUUAACUCAAGUAAAAAACCUUGAAAGGAAAAUGUAUGUAUUGAUGAUUGGUUUCAUUGUUGUUGUUAUGGUUGUUGUGAUGGUGUUUGGUAGAAAUGGGUAUGUCCAUUAG
Molecule: messenger RNA, 648 nt
Organism: Striga asiatica
Lineage: Eukaryota; Viridiplantae; Streptophyta; Magnoliopsida; Lamiales; Orobanchaceae
Source: the annotation of a GenBank genome assembly